Priceomyces carsonii is the source of this 924-nucleotide messenger RNA. RefSeq names its product Erv29p (gene ERV29). Gene Ontology annotation, cellular component: membrane. NCBI's taxonomy places the organism in Eukaryota, Fungi, Ascomycota, Pichiomycetes, Serinales, Debaryomycetaceae. The transcript has a single exon. The record is from RefSeq and is a predicted model, not a curated record. The coding region runs from base 1 to 924 and encodes 307 amino acids.
AUGUCUUACCGUGGUCCAAAUCAAUUCAAUGGCCAGUUUCGUGGGCCAAUGGAUGGUCGGUCGACACAAAAUAUUGGACCUAUCAAAAGCUCUAAGACUUUUCUUGAUAAGUUUGAAGAUAUCUCGAAGAACACAGAAUCAUUAAUUGAUGACUACUGUGCUCCCCUUAAGCCGUAUGUGCCUGCGAUUGGCCGUUUGUUUCUUGUCGCUACAUUUUACGAGGACUCACUUCGGAUAUUUACCCAAUGGUCUGAACAAGUGUACUAUCUCCAUAAUUAUAGGAAAAUUUGGCGGUGGUUAACAGUUUUAUUUUUGUUUACAAAUGUUGUGGUUAUGCUAAUAGCAUCAACAUUACUUGUUUUAAGAAAGAAAUCUGCUGCUGCUACCUCCACUUUGGUAUCAGUUGUUAUUUUUCAAGGUAUAUUUUAUGGUUUAGUCUUUGAUGGUCAAUUUAUUCUUAGAAACUUAUCAGUGGUAGGUGGACUCAUACUUGCAUUUUCCGACACCUUGGUUAGAGAUAAAAGAUUAUUGACCAUGCCAGGUUUGCCGAUGAUAAAUAACCAAGACAAUAAGAAGUACUUUUUGCUAGCAGGAAGACUCUUGUUGGUAUUUUUAUUUUUAGGCUUUGUUUUUUCAGCAUCUUGGUCUUUCACGAGGAUCUUGGUUAUUAUUUUUGGUUUCGUGUCUUGUGGCUCUAUUGUUGUGGGAUAUAAGACUAAAUUUGCCGCAUUUGUUUUGACAUUACUUUUGUUUGUCUAUAAUGUUCUUAUAAACCAAUUCUGGAAAUAUGGGAUUCAUGAUUCGGACCGUGAUUUCUUGAAGUAUGAAUUUUUCCAGACGUUGUCUAUUGUGGGUGGUUUGCUAUUAAUAGUCAAUGCAGGUGCUGGAGAAUUCUCCCUAGACGAAAAGAAAAAAAUAUACUAA